UGUAACAGUGUAUUUUACACUUUUACUGAAGUGAAACACUUAUUUUGCCACUGAUAUAGGCCAAUUGUCAAUUAAUUUACAUUACCAUCAAACGCUUGCACAUCUUUCUUCUGCGUUCUGAGUUAAUUGGUGUGAUUUUAAAAGUAGCACAUAUUUUCAUACUGCUCUGUGAUCUGUAGGUGGGUGUGUACCUAAACGGAACAGAGGACGAUCCAGGGUCCGUGGCCGUCUACUUCUACCUGACCUCAGGCCCAAAUGACAGCGACCUCAGUGGCCGUGUCCGUGGCAGCAGGCAACUAUGGUCCUGAUGGAUCAGCAGUCUGACAUCAGACAGCAAAUGAACGUGCAUCUAAUGGUCACCACUGACCCUGACGAGAUUUCCUCUAAUGGCACUGAGUACUACUGGGACAAUCCCAGGAAGGUCGGCUCUAAAGUGACUGAUGAGUCUGAUGGCAGCUUUUACUAUCGAGGACCAGGCUCUGGAACAACUGCCUUCAUCACCCACAGCAGGCUAAAGAGCAGGAACUUCAUCAAAGGAGACGAUGCCUUCUUCCUCUUCAGUCUGGAAGACAUAUCAGGUCUACUGGUAUCUCAGCCUCUUCCCCGCUCUGCAGUCCAUGCUGAUUCCAGUCUGAUGAAGGCUGCAGACCAAGGUGCUCCACAAGGAGCUGCUAAUAACCCCACAGUGGUCAUAGCGAUGGCAGGGUCUGCGGCAGCAGCCAUGUUGGUGGUGUUCAUGCUGAUCGUAGUGAAUGCCUGGAGGGUGAGGAAGAGACGGCAGGAGAGUGAUGAGGUGUUGAUCACAAAGAACAUGCCUGGAUUCAUGGAAGAGAGAACAUCUCUUCUCAUCACUCCAUGAUGUCCCAAUCAAAGAAAAAAAAUCAGCACUUACCAGAAGAGAGAGGGCAUUACCAAAUGAUCUCUAUAAUCAGAGUGUCACCUGAAUCCUUUUCUUGUAUAAUCUGAAUUUGUUGCUAUAAAUAAAAUAUAUUCUGACAGCA
This is a messenger RNA of Micropterus salmoides (largemouth bass), 1001 nucleotides long. Its product is annotated as meprin A subunit beta-like. Gene Ontology annotation, molecular function: protein binding. The record is from RefSeq and is a predicted model, not a curated record. The transcript is spliced from 4 exons. Bases 299 to 859 code for a protein of 186 amino acids. Lineage: Eukaryota; Metazoa; Chordata; Actinopteri; Centrarchiformes; Centrarchidae.